AUGGAUAAAUAUUACUCGCUUAACAAUGACAGUAACAGCUCCGGUAUGAUAGACUAUACGCUCAACGGAGACCUUCAACCGCAAAAGCAACCAAUGCUACAACAGCAGCCGCAUCAACUGUCCCCUUCCGAAUUUGGAGCAACGCCUUUUUUUGAUAAAAAAAUUUUUAUAGACAUUAUGCAUUUUGCAGACUUCGGUCCGAAAUUGGCGUUGAACCGGACCAAUAACCAAGCCGUUCACGAAACCGGGUUUGAUCCGGUUUGCUUCUUGAAGUUCCCAGUCUUGAAGGAAAGGAUAGAGGACCAUAUUCGAACCCAGCAUCUCAUGUCUUCUCAUAGGACGCCUCAGGAGGGAGGUGAGUGUGGAGGAAACAUUGGCUGCGUUUUUCUUGAAGACCAAGACAAUAACUCCAGGCGACUCCGUUUUAUUAGAGGAGGAGAAAAUGAAGACAGGGACAACGAUAAUGUUACAACAAAGGAGGUGAACAGCAAGAGGAAGAGAGGUAGAACAAGCAAGACCAUCGAAGAAGUGGAAAGCCAACGUAUGACUCGUAUCAUGGUCGAAAGGAAACGUAGGAAGCAAAUGAACGAGCAUUUACGUGUCCUCAGGUCCCUCAUGCCUGGCUCCUACGUUAAAAGGGUAUGAUAUUCAUAAAUAUAUAUGUACAACUAAGACCGUCUCAAACUAUACGUUAAUAAACUGAAUGUUAUGCAUAUAAUAGGGAGACCAAGCCUCGAUCAUAGGAGGUGUCAUAGAGUUUGUAAGAGAGCUCGAGGAACUCCUACCGUGUCUGGAAUCACAAAAGCGUCGGAGAAUCUUGGAAGAAACCGGUCAUAGGCAAACAGGGGACAUGACCAGGCCAACAAAUCCUUCUUCUUGCCCCGUAACUAGGGUAGCUAACCAAACUCAACCGCUCAUAAUUACCAAAAAUAUAACCGAGCUAGAGGGCGGAGGAGGACUACUGGAGGAGAUGACGGAAAACAAGUCAUGUUUGGCUGACGUGGAGGUUAAGCUACUAGGGUUUGAUGCCAUGAUCAAAAUACUUUCAAAAAGAAGACCAGGCCAAUUACUCAUGACUAUGGCUGCUUUGGAAGAUCUCCAUCUCUCUAUUCUUCACACUAGCAUCACUACCAUGGAACAAACCGUCCUCUACUCCUUCAUUGUCAAGGCAAGUUCCACUUGCUUACAUAUAAUACUAAUAGGAGUUUAAGUACCAAUAUACAUUACCAAUUUUGUGGCACUAAGAUACACAUUAUUUAAGGGCCUAAAAUAAAUACAUUAUAUUUGUUCAUUAACCUCUUUAUGUAGUAACUGCUAAAGGUUAACAUGAGGUCGAUGUAAACAUGUGCAGAUUACAAGUGAAACGAAGUUUACAGCGGAAGACAUAGCCAGUUCCAUUCAGCAAAUAUUUAGUUUCAUUCAUGGAUGUACUAUCAUGUAAGGAUUUACAUAUUUGUCCCUAUGUUAAUACUAUUUCGCUUAAAGAUAUUUUAAUAAUUUUAUGUUGGUGACCUUAAAAACAAAAGUUGUGUUGGAUGCAUGUUGGUUGUCUUUUUGUUUUAUUUAUUUGCACAUUUUAGAUGUCAUUAUUUUAUUGUGUUAGAUUUGGUGUAGCAUCAAGACUAAAUUAAAUUUAAUGUUUGUGGCAUGUUCGCUUAAUUUGUUUUUUUUAGGUGCUAAAUGUUAAAAACAAUCUUAUUUUUUCCUAUAGAAGCAUGAAACCCAAGGUCAAAAUACGGUGGAUUAUCAUUUUGAUAUUCUUAUUGCAAUAUUAAUGGAAAUAGAAUACAUUUAGAAUCAUUAUAUGGAAAUAAUUGGUCAUACAUUAUACUACGAAAAAUAUCUUGAAAUAAUGAAAAUGUUAAAAUUGAGUAAAAGUAAGUUAGACUAAACAUACAAUUAAAAUAUGAAUCAUAAUCACGUGAUCACAUAUUGACCAUCUAGAUUUUAAUAAUCAUAUAUGUAAGCAUAAUAUAGUAAUUAUAAUUAUAUAUUUAUUAUUUUUAUCUUAUUUAUUAAAUUAAAAGUUAAUUAUACAAUCGCUUCUAUUAAAAUUUUAAAUUUCGUUUCGUAUAUAUAUGUUAUGAUUCCAAUUUUAAAAACAAUUUUAAAUGAUAAAAAUAUCUUAAAGUUAAAAACCCUACUUAACGAUCAAUUGUUUGACAAAAUUUUUUGAACUAAACCAGAUUAUUUAGCUAAUCUUAUAGUUAGACUGAUAUAAAUAUUUUACUAUGAAUAACUUAACUUGCUAAAUGUAAAAAAUUACAAAUUAGUAAUUUCUUAUAUAAUUCCAUUAUUUGGUAUGGCAAUUUAUAAUUGAUGUUUUAUAACUUAUUGGUGCUCAUAUAUUUUUUUUGUAACUUAGUGGGGCUCAUAUGUUGUUUUAUCAAAAUAUGUAAAAUGUUGAAAACCCUUGUCAGAUGAUUAAAUUUUUUUAUCUCGUGUAUAUUACAAAAUAUUUGUUUAAAUGUUGGCCACUAAAAAUAGUUAAGAAGAUGAGCUAGUCCAUUUUAACUAAUAAAACAUUAAAACGAUUUGACAUGUCAAAUGAAUGGAUUAUUCAGUCUAAGUUCAUAAGCCUACAAUUAUAUAUAUCAAAUUUAAAAUUUUGACUCAAAAUGUAAAAUAUAUAUAUAUAUAUAUAUAUAUAUAUAUAUAUAUAUAUAUAUAUAUUCGCCAAUAUUACAUGUGUUCUAACAAAGAUACAAAAAGGUUAGACCUAUAUUACUACUCUUUGAUGAUUUAGUUAAACAAUUACGACAUGUCAGUAAGAAAAUAACAAAUUCAAGUUUUAUAACAAAGUGAAGCAAGGAGUGAGAAUCAGUCACAUUUAUGGGGCGUUAUUUCGUCUCGUGGGAUAGUAUUUCUCAAAUAUUGGAUUAAUUUAUCAGCAAAAAGUUGGGUCAAUAUCUGAAGUUUCAUAAAACUAGUUGGCGACUGUUCUGACUUGUAAAACCAUUUCCAAUGAGUUCUCUUAUAUGUAUAAAUAAUUGUGGGAGUUUCACAAUAAAUAAAGUUCUUAAGAAUUCUUAAAACUUUCUUUUAAUAACUCUUACUUAUAGAGUCCACAAAAAUUAUGAAUCCCAUAAUUAUUUAUACAUAUAUAAUAUAUACAUAACACAUAUAUUAAAAACCCCAAUAGAAAGAACUUCCACUUUUACCCCCACUGAAAAUGCUCUAAGAGCCUUUUUUAAUGGGAAAUAAAUUAGCUUACAUCAAUGAAAUAUUUAAUAGUAUUCUAUUUCGAUUUUUUUGGAUGUCUUGAAAACCAUAAGCAACAUCUUUUUUUUUUAACACUGAAUCCAUAAGCAACAUCUAUUUUCAAAAUUACCUGAUGAAAAAGUGUGAUUCUAACAAUGAUAAAUCGAAAUGUUGAACCAAGGUCAGCACAUUGACUGAACCGGUCAUGAUCUCUUCAUCUUGCACGGAAUGAACCAAAUCUCCAACUGAUUCCACAAGGGCUUUAGUCUUCGAUCUGGUCUAUGUCCAGACCGAGAAUAAGAGUGUAUCAUCAACUUGUUUGAUAUCUACUUCAUGGGCUGAAAAUACUUGGUUUCGACCAUCUCAAAUUGGCCUCGUUCAAAACCAAAUCCGACAUGUUCCUCAUGCCCAUUUGGUUGAUGAAAAUCCUUCCUCCAUUCCAAGCUCCUUCAUCGACCAACCCAGCUCGUAUUGCUGGUCGCAAGCUGGCUCAUAUUCCUGGCAGAUGAGAUAUUUUAGGAAUUCCUAGGCUUCCUCCUAUACGUAGUCAAGAGAAAAAUAAUUUGGCAUAAAAUCUAUUAAUACUUCGACCCAACAACUCUGGCAUCCACCCAAAUAAAAAUAGGAAAAAGUAUAGUCAAAGUUUAAAUUUUGACAUUUUUGAAGGUCAUAGCGGUUUCAGAAACCGCUGCGACAUACCACUACGUUCUCAUUUUCCUUACGGUUUUCCCUAACCACAUCAAGAUCUCAAUAUUUUAACGCUUGAGUUCACGGCAGCCUACGGUAACCGCUAAACCUGAGCGUUCGGGUUUUUGGGUCAGUAGAUCUCUUCACCAGCUAAGGUUCGAGACCAUAAUUUGAAAAAGUGAGAAAGAGAGAAUGGAUCUCCCAUGAUAUGUGCCCAACUUUAAGCCGAAAGCUAAUCCACCGCACUUAAACCGGAUCAUCUACAGCAAUAAAACCAAAGUAAACUUAUAUUUUACUUUUCAUUGGCGUGCAUCGAUGCAUGUCAGUAUGUGUUCUUUCGCUAAUUGAGUACCGAUAUUUCAUGCUCUGUUAAGCAUCUGAAACAUUAUAUUUUAAUUACAUGUCAUCAAUACUUCUUAUAAAAUUAUAAAAUCUGCAAAAAAAUAGUUUUUUCCCCGCGAGUUCCAGGCGAAAGCUUGAUGGUCAUGUCGCAAAAAGGCCAUCUCCUUGCAUGUUUAUGUUUUAUAUUUUUAUACUAGAAUAAAACAUGCGCCUUUCACAUGAUGAAUUUAUUUGUAUGUAUUAUUGACAAUUUUUUAUAUAUUUGAUCAUUUUAUUUAUACAUAUAUAAUAUUUUUUGUUAUUAUUAUAUAAUUUUUUUUCGACAGACCGGAUUAUUUUUAUUAAAAAUUUUAUUCAGUGUUGAGAGGCUUUUGAAACCUGCAUUAUAGUUAUAUUUUAACGUGGACCAAUCAACAUUACCUCAGGUAUUUGUUAAUUCAAGAUUUGUUUUAAGAUAAUUAUAAUACAAAUUUUAAUAAUUAUGGACAAUUGUUUUUAAUUAUUUUGGUUAUAAUCUUCAAAAGCGAAUAUCUCAAUAAUUUUCUAAGCUUGUUAGGUCAAACUAUUUAAGCCUAUAUUAUCGAUUAAUCAUACAGAAAAUAAAAGCUAAAUUCGUAAAAUAAAAUGAAACAUAAAAAAAAAAGAAUAAAAUUAAAAAAAAAACUAAAAUAUGAUGAUUGAUUACAAAAAGGGUCCAAUGGCUAUUGUCCUCUUCCUUUCUCUUUUUGGUUUAUUGCGAGGCACAGUAAAGUUAUUUCUCAAGUCAAAUCCGGUUUAAGCUUUAGUUUUGGUUUAGCUCAGUUCAUCUCUACUCGUGGAUUUGGUAUGAAACAUAAAUAGUAUAGAAAAAUACAUUAAAGUAAAAGAAAAAAGUGAAGGAGAGAAAAAGGCAGAAAAGAAUCAAAUUAUGUUACAGACUUACAGUUGAUAAUGGAUCACAUUCACAGGUUUCAUUCCUCGAUUAUAAAAUCCAACGGCUAAGAUAUGCUCUCUAAACACUUUCCAGCAAGAUCAUUAUCCCAUCAUUUAUUACAUAACAAACCCACAUAUAUUUCGAAUUAUACCCACAAAUAUCUUUCUAUAAUAACAUACAGCUGUAAGAAUUUAAUUCCCACUUCGAUCCCCCUUAAAAAAGGACCACCAUAAAAAACAUUAAUGAUUUUUUUUGGCAUUUUUAAAAUUAAAAACGGAAAAAUACAGAAAUCUGUCCCUGUAAAUAAUUUUCUUUUCGGGUUGUAAA
Molecule: messenger RNA, 5470 nt
Organism: Brassica rapa (field mustard)
Lineage: Eukaryota; Viridiplantae; Streptophyta; Magnoliopsida; Brassicales; Brassicaceae
Product: transcription factor FAMA
Biological process (GO): stomatal complex development; positive regulation of DNA-templated transcription; guard cell differentiation
Cellular component (GO): nucleus
Molecular function (GO): DNA-binding transcription factor activity; protein dimerization activity
Source: RefSeq, a predicted model, not a curated record